AUGCCGAAUCUGGAAACUAUGCUUGGCAUACGCGGAGAUGGAAGGUGUUUGUUUCGAUCUGUGGUUCAUGGAGCUUGUCUAAGAGCAGGGAAGCCAUCCCCAAGUGACAGCUAUCAGAAAGAACUUGCAGAUGACCUUAGAGCCAAGGUAGCAGAUGAAUUCAUUAAGAGGAGGGCUGACACUGAAUGGUUUCUUGAAGAUGAUUUUGAGUCAUACAUUGUACAGAUGCGAAAGCCUCACAUCUGGGGAGGCGAGCCUGAGUUGCUUAUGUCCUCCCAUGUCCUACAGAUACCGAUUACAGUUUAUAUGCGCGACAAGAAUUCGAGAAGUCUCAGAAUCAUAGCUGAGUAUGGUCAAGAGUAUGGUAAUGAUAACCCUAUCCGUGUACUUUAUCAUGGCUAUGGACACUAUGAUGCAUUGCGCGGUCCAACUCCAACUACCGGUGCAAUGUCGAAGCAGCUGUCCAAACAAAGAAGCAGAACAGAGAUGCAGUAGUAGAGCUGUAGUCAUAGUGAGAAU
Fragaria vesca subsp. vesca is the source of this 519-nucleotide messenger RNA. RefSeq names its product OTU domain-containing protein At3g57810-like. Gene Ontology annotation, molecular function: cysteine-type deubiquitinase activity. The record is from RefSeq and is a predicted model, not a curated record. NCBI's taxonomy places the organism in Eukaryota, Viridiplantae, Streptophyta, Magnoliopsida, Rosales, Rosaceae. Gene Ontology annotation, biological process: endoplasmic reticulum unfolded protein response; protein deubiquitination. Gene Ontology annotation, cellular component: cytosol; nucleus. The transcript is spliced from 6 exons. The coding region runs from base 1 to 495 and encodes 164 amino acids.